This is a messenger RNA of Etheostoma cragini (Arkansas darter), 891 nucleotides long. It is a transcript of the gene umad1, whose product is annotated as UBAP1-MVB12-associated (UMA) domain containing 1. The coding region runs from base 303 to 599 and encodes 98 amino acids. The record is from RefSeq and is a predicted model, not a curated record. Lineage: Eukaryota; Metazoa; Chordata; Actinopteri; Perciformes; Percidae. The transcript has 3 exons.
GGUGUAGUUAUUGUUUCUACACGAACACGGACCAUAUUGAGGUCAGUGACGUUGAUGCGAUAACACAACAGUGUAAUGAUAACACGGAUGAUCUACAUAUAGGUACAGACGGAAGAUUAUAUCCUGCAUAAUAACGAAACUAACAGUUAGCAGGGGGCAUACUAAGCGGAAACGAACCGAAAGGAUUUAGAAUUUAUGGCCGAAGUCGGAACCUCAUGACAGGACGCAACGACCGAUAAUCAUGUUCAGUUUCCUUGGACUCCGCAAUAACUCAAAGAAGUCCACAUCCGAAAAGGAAGUAGAUGGAGGCUUUGUUGUCAUUGUCCUCCUGUACAGUUCCAGCUGCGCCCACCAACACAAAGCCCCCUGCCGCUUUCCCUACCAGCGCGCCAGUGGCAGGGCCCCCGGCGGUGGAAGCUGCUUCAACUCUGCCGGAUCUCCUCGGGGACGUGCCCUUCACUCUGGCUCCCCAUGUCCUGGCCAUGCAGGCAGGGCGCCCCCUAUUUCCUGAUGUGCUGCUGUCCCGGGACAUGAACUACAACCUGACUAGUUUCCAGUACGACUUCACCUUAGAGAACUCUGUGCUUCAUAACGCCUAGUGUGUUAAAGUUUUCCAUGAGGAGUUCACACUGGGGCUGAUGGGUUGGUUGUUUAAGAGGUCCUAGGCCUUCUGAACAUGCACAUGUCAUACUGUAGCAUUACGAACAAGUAAAGCUCACAGAAAUGCAUUAGACAAAAAAUAGUUGUAGAACUACGAACCAGAACACUUCUGUAAUUAACUCCCUAUCCAUUUUAUAAUUGUAAUUUAGUCAUAGCAAUGCCAUGACAUCAUGUUGGAAAUAACACAAGGAAGCGUGGACAUUUCACUGGCUGUACAACUGAUGACGGUGA